Messenger RNA from Exophiala mesophila, 2279 nucleotides. RefSeq lists its product as uncharacterized. The coding region runs from base 355 to 2124 and encodes 589 amino acids. Gene Ontology annotation, molecular function: RNA binding. The record is from RefSeq and is a predicted model, not a curated record. The transcript is spliced from 2 exons. Lineage: Eukaryota; Fungi; Ascomycota; Eurotiomycetes; Chaetothyriales; Herpotrichiellaceae. Gene Ontology annotation, cellular component: catalytic step 2 spliceosome; intracellular anatomical structure.
CAAUGUCGGUGAUGGUGGGCGUGGAGUUGCACAAUUAGAAGGAGCACGCAUGUUGCUGAUGCGUGCAUAGGCAUAGGUCUCGUGCAAUGGCCGACUCGGAUCUUUCGUUUAUCCCUGCACUAUAUACACCCUCAGCACUACUCCCCAUCGCUCGUCAUCGCCAGAGUUUGUUGUACACAAUCGAGACACAUCAGGUGACGGUCAUCAUUGGUCAGACGGGUAGUGGGAAAACUACUCAACUUCCUCAGUUCCUUGAUCAAGCAGGAUGGUCCUCGGGUGGAAAAUGUAUCGCCAUCACACAGGUGGCCACGGAGAGUCGCCGUCACCACGGUUGCCGCUAGAGUGGCAGAAGAAAUGAAAUGUCAACUAGGCGAUGCGGUCGGUUACUCCAUUCGAUUCGAAGAUGUAACCUCGGCCAAAACAAGGAUCAAAUUUUUGACUGAUGGCAUGUUGUUGCGCGAAGCUCUUGUUGACCCUUUGUUGUCAAGAUAUUCCGUCAUCAUGGUUGAUGAGGCUCACGAAAGAUCACUCAGCUCCGACAUCCUCGUUGGCUUACUAAAAAAGAUCAUGAAGCGCCGGCCAGAAUUGAAAAUCAUAAUCAGCAGUGCAACUCUUGAUGCUGACCGUUUCGCCGAGUUUUUCAAGGGUACAGACUCCUCUGAUGAGCAUGUUCGCAUCGUCAGUAUUGAAGGUCGCUCUCAUCCCGUUGAUAUCAUGUUUCUCGAUCAACCAACAGAUAACUAUGUCGAGCAAGCUGUUCAAACUGCUUUCAAGAUUCACCAACAAGAAGCCCCAGGUGAUAUAUUAGUCUUUUUAACUGGCCGAGAUGAGAUUGAGACAUCGAUGGAGCAGCUCUCAGACCUUGCCGCUACUCUUCCGCCCCAAUCACAGGCCAUUCAACCACUUCCACUAUACGCAGGUCUCAGCACCGAUGAGCAGAUGUACGUCUUCUCCGAGGCAGCAGAGAACACCAGAAAAGUCAUACUCAGCACCAAUAUUGCCGAAGCGUCGGUCACCAUUCCUGGAAUCGUCUAUGUCAUCGAUUGUGGCUUCGUCAAGCUGCGAUCUUUCAACCCAGAAACCAAUAUCGAAACUCUCACCGCGUUUCCCACAUCGAAGGCUUCGGCCAUCCAACGCACGGGUCGAGCCGGAAGGACUCGACCAGGCAAAUGCUUCCGUCUUUACACCCAACAAGCCUACAGAUCAUUGCCGGAUACCACCGCCCCAGAAAUCCAACGCUCGAAUCUCGCCCCGAUCGUGCUACAGCUCAAAGCUCUAGGUAUUGAUAACAUCGUGCGCUUCGACUUUCUCUCCCCACCGCCUUCUCAGCUCCUGGUUCGAGCCUUUGAUCUCCUUUACUCCCUGGGAGCUGUGGAUGACUACGCCAAACUCACAAUUCCGCUCGGUACCCGGAUGUCCGAACUCUCCAUUCCUCCCAUGAUGGCCAAAUCCCUGCUGGCAUCCUCGGACCCCAAAUUUGCGUGCCAAGCCGAAAUAUUGAGCAUCGCUGCCAUGACCUCGCUCCAGGGGAAUAUCUGGUUUCACCAUAGCGGCGAAAAGAAAGCCAUGGAGCUCUCACGACGAAAGUUCGCCGUCGAAGAAGGUGACCAUUUGACCUAUCUAAAUGUCUAUCAAGCUUUCGUUACCAAGGGCCGAAAAGAGGCCAAAUGGUGUCAUGAGAAUCACCUUAAUUUCCAAUCCAUGACUCGCGCGGUCAGCAUUCGCAAUCAACUGCGUCGCUAUCUUGAGCGGCUUGGGGUCAAAAUUGAAGAUCCGUCCUUGGUUCCAUCUACUGUACCAUCUCACCAUUCAGGCGUUGGUACGAACGGAGCUCUUUCUCAAGCAUCUUCUCGCGAUAGGACUCUCAACAUUCUGAAGUGCCUCACCACCGGCUUCUUCUCCCACGCGGCUAAGAUGCAGCCAGAUGGUUCCUUUAAGACAGUGUCUGGAGGUGUGACGAUGCAUGCGCACCCUACGAGUUUGAUGUUCAAUCGUAAGGCUGACUAUGUGGUAUUCCAUGAAUUGUUGGAAAGCCGGGAAAAAAUCUUCAUCAAGGACAUCAGUAAAGUGGAGAAGAGCUGGCUGGUAGACUAUGGAGGCGGCUUUUACAUGCUGAAAAGUUAGCGAGCGUCCGAGAAUGCGCCUUGCAUGACUUUAAUACUUGGCAGGCGAGUCGUGCGACGUGGACCAAGUCAGAGGCUGAGUAAGACAGUGCUUGAGAGUCUCUUGGCUGACAGGACCAUCAUCUCCCUAUUGUAAUAUCAUAUUCCACGUACUAU